Choloepus didactylus (southern two-toed sloth) is the source of this 779-nucleotide messenger RNA. Its product is annotated as translation initiation factor IF-2-like. NCBI's taxonomy places the organism in Eukaryota, Metazoa, Chordata, Mammalia, Pilosa, Megalonychidae. The transcript has 2 exons. Bases 129 to 743 code for a protein of 204 amino acids. The record is from RefSeq and is a predicted model, not a curated record.
CGGAGCCGGGCUGAGCCGGAAAAAGGGCCGAAGCGAUGCAGUGGACCGCGCCUGACAGUUUGCAAGGGGCUUCCGCCGCCGUUAUCUUAGAAAAACUGCACAAGCCUGGGAGCUAGUUGCCCCGUAGGAUGAGGGAGAUGCGCCUCGUUUACCCACUGGCUUUGAGAACCGCACAGCCGAGGGUCCCUGUCGACCCCGUUUGGAGACUCUGCAGCCCAACGCCCAGAGUAGCAGCUGCCGCCCGGCGCCGGGUAAGGGGACAGCAGCUCCCGGCACGUGCUUCCGGACCUGACCGGCGAAGCCUCGCCCCUCGCGCUUGCGCCCCGCCCCUUUCGGUAGCCCCGCCCCCGGCACGUACCACCGGGCGUCCUGGGGGGGGGGGUGAGGGUUGGGGCGGCCCGGUCGGCGCCAGCCUGCCGCACCCCCGUCUCAGCCUGGGCUUGUUACCCCAAAAGAAGGACUUUAUAGGGUCGCCAUGGGUCGGCCCGGAGGGUCGCGCCUGCCCCCCACGCUCGCCGUCUCCUGCCUGCAGCCCUCAGGACCCCCGGGGCUCCCCGAGUGCGCUCCUCCAGCCCCGCGCAGCCCGGAAGGGGCGGGGCCUGCGCGGCGGAAACUCUCCGGCGUGUGAGGCGCGUGUGCGGCGGGGCGGCCUCCCGAGCCCCGCGGUCCCGCUUCCCAGCGGCUCGGGCCCGCACGCUGCAGGGGUCGGGGCGCAUUGCCGGGAACGCAGCCCCCCGUCCUGAUCCCACAGUCACCUUCACCCCGUGCGCUCGGAGACG